This is a messenger RNA of Clarias gariepinus (North African catfish), 2553 nucleotides long. It is a transcript of the gene capn9, whose product is annotated as calpain 9. Gene Ontology annotation, biological process: proteolysis. The transcript is spliced from 20 exons. The record is from RefSeq and is a predicted model, not a curated record. Gene Ontology annotation, molecular function: calcium ion binding; calcium-dependent cysteine-type endopeptidase activity. Bases 151 to 2214 code for a protein of 687 amino acids. NCBI's taxonomy places the organism in Eukaryota, Metazoa, Chordata, Actinopteri, Siluriformes, Clariidae. Gene Ontology annotation, cellular component: cytoplasm.
CACACACACACAUGCGCACACUCAUACAAACAGCUGGGUGUCAGUCAGUCAGCAGGGUGAGCUUGUGACAGUCGUAUUGUGCCUUGCUAGGCCCUUGUUUUACGUUUUCUGUUCGCGAGAGUCUGUGUGUAUCCUGCAGCAGGUGUGAGGAUGCCUUCUGCUUCCACUCUGUUCGGCGCCUCGGGCAACAAGAUCCAGGCCGAGAGCACGCAGGCUGAUGGCAAGACCUACGAGCAGCUGAGGCAGGAGUGCCUGCAGAGGAAAAAGCUGUUUGAGGAUCCUGAUUUCCCCGCCAAGGACUCUGCUCUCUUCUACAGCCAGAGCGUCCCCGUCGACUUUGAAUGGAAGAGACCCGGGCAAAUCUGCAAAGAUCCCAAGUUCAUUGUUGGAGGAGCGGACAGGACAGACAUAUGUCAAGGACAGCUAGGAGACUGCUGGUUGUUAGCAGCCAUCGCCUCACUGACGCUACACAAAGACAUCCUGUCGAGGGUCGUACCACCUGACCAGAGUUUUGAUCUCGGCUACGCCGGCAUCUUUCACUUCCAGUUCUGGCAGCAUAACCGAUGGCUGGACGUGGUUAUAGACGACAGACUGCCAUGCGUGAGGAACAGUCUGGUGUAUCUCCAUUCUGCCGAAAACAACGAGUUCUGGAGCGCACUCCUAGAGAAGGCCUAUGCCAAAUUGAACGGGAGCUACGAGGCUCUGAAGGGAGGCAGCACCCUAGAGGCCAUGGAGGACUUCAGUGGUGGAGUCGGGGAAGUGUUUGAAACCAAGUCUGCUCCAGCAGACCUUUUUGUCAUCCUAAAGAAGGCUCUGGACAGAGGCUCAAUGAUGGGCUGCUCCAUAGAUAUCACAAGCUCAGCUGAAUCAGAAGCUCAGACAACCACAGGCCUGGUCAAAGGUCAUGCCUACUCCAUCACCGGCCUGGCAGAGGUGAACUACAGAGGGUCAAAAGUGCGACUGAUCCGUGUCAGAAACCCUUGGGGUCAGGUGGAGUGGAAUGGCCCCUGGAGCGAUAAUUCCAGAGAGUGGAGUGUUGUGGAUAAAGCAGAUAGAGUCAGACUGCUUGAAAACGCCACAGAUGAUGGGGAGUUCUGGAUGGAGUUUGAGGAUUUCAAGUCAAACUACGACAGGGUGGAGCUGUGUAACCUGACUCCAGACUCUCUGUCAGAUGACACCAAGAAGAAGUGGAACGUGAACGUUCUGGAGGGUAGCUGGAUUCGGGGCUCCACUGCUGGAGGCUGCAGGAACUUCAUUGACACCUUCUGGACGAACCCACAAUUCAAGAUAAAGCUGGAAGAUGUGAACCACACAAAUCAGUGUGGUGUCAUCGUGGCCCUCAUGCAGAAGAACCGGCGCAAACUGCGCUCUGAGGGGCUUGACCUGGAGACCAUCGGUUUCGCUGUCUAUCAGUGCCAGGAUAACGAGGACCAUGCAGAAAAAGAUUUCUUCCGCUUUAACCCUUCGAAAGCACGGAGCCGCACCUACAUCAACACACGUGAAGUGUCCGAGCGUUUUUUCCUCCCUCCGGGCAGCUACCUGGUGGUUCCCACCAUCUUCCAGCCCCACAAGGAGGCUGACUUUCUGGUGCGGGUCUUCUCCGAGACCAAGGCUGGAGCACUGGAGAUGGGCAACACUGUCCAGGCUGACCUACCUGAUCCACCGGAGCCGUCCAAACCCGAAGAGGAGACAAAGGAGGAAAAAGGCCUGAGGAAGCUGUUUGAACAGAUCGCUGGCUCUGACCAGGCCAUCAGCGCCCAGGAGCUGCAGGGCCUCCUAAACGGAGUGCUGAGCAGGAGGAAAGAGAUCAAAUUUGACGGUGUCAGUCUGAGCACAUGCCACAGUAUCAUCAACCUGAUGGACGUGGAUGGUUCAGGAAUGAUUGAGUUUCAGGAGUUUAAGGUCUUCUGGGAAAAGAUGAAGAAAUGGAUGAUGUUGUUCCUGUCGUUCGAUACAGACCGGAGUGGAACCAUGUCUACUUAUGAGCUUCGGUCUGCUCUCAAAUCAGUAGGGAUGCAACUGAAUAAUCAACUCCUUCAGCUGAUGGCGUUGAGGUUUGGAGAUGAGAAUUUCCAAAUCGACUUCGACCAGUACCUCACCUGCAUCGUCCGCCUGGAGAGCAUGUUCCGAGUUUUCCAAGCCCUGGACACACAAAAUAGAGGCGAGGUGACCAUGAACUUUCAACAAUUUUUGUUGCUGUCCAUGAAUGUGUGAAGGAGAGAAACAUGAAUGAAUGAAUGAAUGUAUAAAACGAAACCUGAGGAAGUGACCCUGGCCCAUGUGUUGCUUAAAGAACUAUUCUGUAUUAUACAAGUUGAACAGCGUUGAGUCGAAGACCUUCUUGACCAGAAGUUGGACUCUAAAUCUGCUCCUGCACAUGUUAAGGUCUUUACAUGUUUGCUUUAGUUUCAUUUGGCCGACUGUGAAUCAUUUUUUCCCCAGAUUUUUAGGUGACUUGUGCUGAGAAUAAACGAAUUCACAAAUAAAUUUGGUAAAAUCUGUGUAAAUGAUUCCUCAAGAAUAAACAUAAUAAAGUUGACACCUUAAGAUGGA